AUGAGCAAUGGAGGAGGAGGAGCAUCACAUCUGUUCAAAUCCGCCACUUUGAUCAAAUUUUUUGGGUUUUUAAUCACUUCUGCCAUUUUUUUCUAUUUGGGAAAGCAUUUUUCAGAUGGGUCUUUGCAGCAACUCGUUUUCUUCAAUUCUCAAUUCUCCAAAACUCCCACUUCUUCGGUUGCCCUCUCUCCGAACCUCAACAAGACUUUUGAUUUGUCUUUGAUCUUAAAUGGCCCGGUUUCUUCUCCUCUUGGUUCCGGGCAAAAUCAACAAGAGGAAGGCCAGAAAAUCUUGAAUUCGGUGUCUCCUCCGCCUCCAGCUUCGGCUCCGCCGCCACCACCGACUGUGCAGAGGAUGGGAGUGGUGGAUGAGAACGGGGUGAUGACGGAGGAUUUUGAAGUGGGGGAGUACGAUCCGGAGGUGGUGGAGAAUUGGGGGAAGGCAAACGAGACGGAAGGUUUAGAGAGUGAUGGUAAGGGGGAUAAGAUUAGGGUUAGGGUUAAGAAGUUUCCCAUGUGCCCGGAGAGUAUGAGGGAGUAUAUACCUUGUUUGGACAACGAGGAGGCGAUUAAGAAGUUGAUUUCCACAGAAAAGGGGGAGAAUUUCGAGCGGCAUUGUCCUCAAAAGGGGAAGGAAUUGAAUUGCUUGGUCCCUGCUCCCAAAGGAUACAGAACGCCUAUUCCAUGGCCGAAAAGUCGAGAUGAGGUUUGGUUCAGCAAUGUUCCUCACGCUCGUUUAGCCGAGGAUAAAGGGGGUCAGAAUUGGAUCACCAUUAACAGGGGGAAGUUCAAGUUUCCUGGAGGUGGCACACAGUUCAUACAUGGGGCAGAUCAGUACUUGGACCAGAUUGAAAAGAUGGUUCCUCAAAUUGCAUUUGGCCGACAUACCCGAGUUGCUUUGGAUGUUGGUUGUGGUGUUGCAAGCUUUGGUGCCUAUCUGUUGUCAAGAAAUGUUCUCACCUUGUCUGUAGCUCCAAAAGAUGUUCAUGAGAACCAAAUUCAAUUUGCGCUUGAACGUGGUGUGCCUGCAAUGGUGGCAGCUUUUGCAACAAGGCGAUUAUUGUAUCCAAGUCAAGCAUUUGACUUAAUACACUGUUCAAGAUGUAGAAUCAAUUGGACACGGGAUGAUGGAAUUUUGCUACUUGAGGUCAAUAGGAUGCUCCGUGCAGGAGGAUAUUUUGCUUGGGCUGCACAGCCUGUUUAUAAACAUGAAGCUGUUCUUGAAGAACAAUGGGCAGAGAUGGUUAACCUUACCAAUCGUCUCUGUUGGACACUAGUAAAGAAGGAGGGAUAUAUUGCGAUAUGGCAGAAGCCAUUAAAUAACAGCUGCUAUUUAAGCCGUGAGGAAGGAGCCCAGCCACCACUAUGUGAUCCAAAUGAUGAUCCCGACAAUGUUUGGCAUUUUGAUAUGAAGCCGUGUAUUUCACGGUUGCCUGAAGAAGGAUAUGGCUCAAAUGUUACAGCCUGGCCUGCACGUUUGCAGAACCCUCCAGAUAGACUCCAGAGCAUACAAUUUGAUGCUUACCUGUCAAGGAAAGAGCUAUUCAGGGCGGAAUCAAAAUAUUGGCAUGAAAUAAUUGGAAGCUAUGUUCGUGCUUUACACUGGAAAAAGUUCAAACUUAGAAACGUGUUGGAUAUGAGAGCUGGCUUUGGAGGAUUUGCGGCAGCACUAAUUGAAAACAAAUUAGAUUGCUGGGUGCUCAAUGUUGUCCCUGUUAGUGGGCCCAAUACUUUACCUGUCAUAUACGACCGUGGACUUAUUGGAGUUAUGCAUGAUUGGUGUGAACCAUUCGAUACAUACCCGCGAACCUAUGACUUGCUGCAUGCUGCUGGCCUCUUCUCCAUUGAACGGAAAAGAUGCAGUAUAUCUACUAUCAUGCUUGAAAUGGAUCGGAUCCUAAGACCUGGUGGACGUGUAUAUAUUCGAGAUUCUGUUGCAGUCAUGGAUGAGCUUCAAGAAAUUGGAAUGGCCAUGGGUUGGCACGUUUCCAUGCGAGAUACGUCUGAGGGCCCUCACGCCAGUUAUAGGAUCUUAACAUGUGAUAAACGUCUCAUACGUCGCUGA
Messenger RNA from Fraxinus pennsylvanica, 2064 nucleotides. NCBI's taxonomy places the organism in Eukaryota, Viridiplantae, Streptophyta, Magnoliopsida, Lamiales, Oleaceae. The record is from the annotation of a GenBank genome assembly.